Molecule: messenger RNA, 3529 nt
Organism: Sorex araneus (European shrew)
Lineage: Eukaryota; Metazoa; Chordata; Mammalia; Eulipotyphla; Soricidae
Gene: BNC2
Product: basonuclin 2
Exons: 7
Coding region: 113-3370 (1085 amino acids)
Biological process (GO): regulation of DNA-templated transcription
Cellular component (GO): nucleus
Source: RefSeq, a predicted model, not a curated record
GAGAGAAAGGCCGAGACAGAAGGAGCGAGAGGCGGCCGAGGGGCUGGUCCAGGCGCGGCCGCUAAGAGGAGACCAAGAGGCGGGGGCUGCACUUGACAACCAGCAUGCGGAGAUGUCAGAAGAGGCAGAAGUGGAUGUGAGAGAAAGAGAGACACAGAGAGACAGAGAGCCAAAGAGGGCAAGAGACUUGACUCUAAGAGACUCCUGUACUGACAACUCCAUGCAGUUCGGAACCAGAACGACUACGGCUGAACCAGGGUUCAUGGGGACAUGGCAAAACGCUGAUACUAACCUCUUAUUCAGAAUGUCCCAACAGGUUCCAGUGGCAUGUGCUGGCAGAGUGCUGGGUGCAGACUUUUGCCCAAACCUGGAGGAGCCAGACCAGAGGCUGGAAGUCCAGGCCAUUCGUUGCACACUGGUAAACUGCACAUGUGAAUGUUUUCAGCCAGGGAAGAUUAACCUGAGGACUUGCGAUCAGUGUAAACAUGGCUGGGUGGCACAUGCCUUGGAUAAGCUCAGCACACAACACCUGUACCACCCCACCCAGGUGGAGAUUGUGCAGUCCAACGUGGUGUUUGACAUCAGCAGCCUAAUGCUCUAUGGGACACAAGCUGUACCUGUGCGGCUAAAGAUCCUGCUGGACCGUCUCUUCAGUGUCCUGAAGCAAGAGGAGGUGCUGCACAUCCUGCACGGCCUGGGCUGGACACUGCGGGACUACGUCCGGGGGUACAUACUUCAGGAUGCUGCCGGCAAGGUGCUGGACCGCUGGGCCAUCAUGUCUCGAGAAGAGGAAAUCAUCACCCUUCAGCAGUUUCUACGGUUUGGAGAAACCAAAUCCAUCGUGGAGCUGAUGGCAAUUCAGGAGAAAGAAGGGCAGGCUGUAGCUGUACCAUCUUCAAAGACAGACUCAGACAUAAGGACUUUCAUAGAGAGCAAUAAUCGCACCAGGAGUCCCAGCCUUCUUGCUCACCUAGAGAACAGCAACCCUUCCAGCAUCCAUCACUUCGAAAACAUCCCGAACAGCCUUGCAUUUCUGCUUCCAUUCCAGUACAUAAACCCAGUCUCAGCCCCACUGCUAGGAUUGCCUCCCAACGGGCUACUCUUAGAACAACCAGGACUGAGACUGCGGGAACCUAGCCUUUCAACCCAGAAUGAAUAUAAUGAGAGCAGUGAAUCUGAAGUCUCUCCCACACCUUAUAAGAAUGAUCAGACACCCAAUAGAAAUGCCCUGACCAGCAUUACUAAUGUGGAGCCCAAAACCGAGCCAACCUGUGUGUCCCCCAUUCAGAAUUCUGCCCCAGUUAGUGAUCUGACCAAAACUGAACACCCAAAAAGUUCAUUCCGGAUUCAUCGAAUGAGAAGGAUGGGAUCAGCCUCCAGGAAAGGAAGAGUGUUCUGUAAUGCAUGUGGGAAGACAUUCUAUGACAAAGGUACUCUCAAAAUUCAUUAUAACGCUGUUCACCUGAAGAUAAAACAUCGUUGCACCAUUGAAGGCUGCAACAUGGUAUUUAGCUCCCUCCGAAGCCGUAACCGCCACAGUGCAAAUCCUAACCCUCGUCUUCACAUGCCUAUGCUAAGGAACAACAGAGACAAAGAUUUGAUUCGGGCCACAUCAGGAGCUGCCACCCCAGUCAUAGCAAGUACAAAAUCAAAUCUCACACUCACGAGCCCCGGCAGGCCCCCAAUGGGUUUUACCACUCCUCCACUAGACCCUGUCUUACAGAAUCCUCUCCCUAGUCAGCUGGUAUUCUCUGGGCUAAAGACUGUCCAACCAGUUCCUCCAUUUUAUAGAAGUUUACUCACUCCAGGGGAAAUGGUGAGUCCUCCAACCUCUCUCCCAACCAGUCCCAUCAUUCCAACCAGUGGUGCCAUAGAACAGCAUCCCCCACCACCCUCUGAGCCAGCAGCACCAGUAGUGAUGAUGGCUACUCAUGAGCCCAGUGCUGACCUGGCACCUAAGAAGAAACCCCGAAAGUCCAGCAUGCCUGUGAAGAUAGAGAAGGAAAUUAUUGACACUGCUGAUGAGUUUGAUGAUGAAGAUGAUGAUCCCAACGAUGGUGGAGCUGUGGUCAACGACAUGAGCCAUGACAAUCAUUGCCACUCCCAAGAGGAGAUGAGUCCAGGCAUGUCUGUGAAAGACUUUUCUAAGCAUAGUAGAACUCGGUGUAUUUCAAGGACUGAAAUAAGAAGGGCUGAUAGCAUGACUUCUGAGGACCAAGAACCUGAGCGGGAUUAUGAGAAUGAGUCUGAGUCUUCAGAGCCCAAAUUAGGUGAGGAGUCCAUGGAAGGGGAUGAGCACCUCCACAGUGAAGUGAGUGAGAAAGUCCUGAUGGGCAGUGAGAGGCCUGAUGAGAACCACAGUGAUCCCUCUCACCAGGAUGUCAUCAAAGUAAAGGAAGAAUUUACAGAUCCAACCUAUGACAUGUUUUACAUGAGCCAGUACGGACUGUACAAUGGUGGGGGUGCUGGCAUGGCAGCCCUGCAUGAAAGUUUCACGUCGUCUCUGAAUUACGGCAGCCCUCAGAAGUUCUCCCCAGAAGGUGACCUGUGUUCUAGCCCGGACCCCAAAAUCUGUUAUGUGUGCAAGAAGAGUUUCAAAAGCUCCUACAGUGUGAAGCUUCACUACAGGAAUGUUCACUUAAAAGAGAUGCACGUGUGCACGGUGGCUGGCUGCAAUGCUGCCUUUCCCUCUCGUCGAAGCAGAGACAGACACAGUGCCAACAUAAAUCUGCAUCGUAAACUGUUGACCAAAGAACUCGAUGACAUGGGCCUGGACUCAGCGCAGCCCUCCCUGAGCAAGGACCUCCGGGAUGAAUUUUUGAUGAAGAUCUAUGGUGCCCAGCACCCCUUAGGGCUCGAUGUCCGGGAAGACGCUUCCUCUCCCGCAGGGACUGAAGACUCCCACCUGAAUGGGUACGGGAGAGGCAUGGCGGAGGACUACAUGGUUCUUGACCUGAGCACCACCUCCAGCCUCCAGUCCAGCAGCAGCAUCCAUUCCUCCAGAGAAUCCGACGCCGGCAGUGACGAGGGGAUUCUUCUCGAUGACAUUGACGGGGCGAGUGACAGUGGGGAGUCGGCACACAAGGCCGAAGCCCCCGCCCUCCCAGGCAGCCUCGGGGCUGAAGUUUCAGGAUCUCUGAUGUUCAACAGCUUGUCUGGGAGCAAUGGUGGGAUCAUGUGCAACAUUUGCCACAAAAUGUACAGCAACAAGGGGACCUUGAGAGUGCAUUACAAAACAGUGCAUUUGCGAGAAAUGCACAAGUGCAAAGUCCCCGGUUGCAAUAUGAUGUUUUCCUCUGUGCGAAGCCGGAAUCGGCACAGUCAGAACCCUAAUCUCCACAAAAACAUUCCCUUCACUUCAGUAGAUUAGUCUCAGAAUGGACACUACAGAUGCCAGCUCUCACCAGAUGGCCUACAUAUUUGAACUGCCAUAGUCAGUGUGUACUUGUGUACUUGAGUGUGUGUGUAUGUUUUGUGUGUGUAUACACAUGUAUGCCUCUUUGUCUGCAUCUAUACACACACAGAUUUC